AUGAAGUUUGUAACGGGCUAUUCUGGCGAGAAAGGUGACACUGGAUUAUCCGGGAAAAACGGUAUUAAGGGCGACUCUGGUUCAAGAGGAUCACCCGGUCAAAGAGGUCCCGUAGGUCCUCCUGGUGCAACUGGCGAGACUGGAAAACAAGGAGUAUCGGGCCCACGAGGAGUAACUGGAAAUACCGGUUCUCAAGGUCCAGUAGGUCCUCCAGGUUUGCCUGGUCUUAAAGGAGUCCAAGGAGUAAAGGGAGACAAAGGAUACCAAGGAUCACAAGGUUUAGCAGGUUUAGAUGGAAAACCGGGCCCACCAGGACAUCCGGGACCAGAUGGUCCUUCCGGAGAAAAAGGCGUCAAGGGUGGUCGAGGCUUUACAGGUCACAAAGGAGAACAAGGUGGGCAAGGGAUACCAGGACCUACCGUCGACGAGAACACAAGAAAUUUAAUGAAAAGGUGUUGUGACCCUGUAACUGGCUUUCAGUCUAUAAUAGAAGACAUUAUAGAAAAUAUUACUCAAAUGAAAAUUGAUCUGCUGAAUGGUUAUGACAAACCUGCAUUUCAUGUAGGAGGAAGUGGCGCUGCCGGAGGCUUUUCAUCUGCUAGAGGUCGACUCAGAAACAUGCAGAACGCGCUCACUGCGUACUCGGUGUCCAUGAAAACAAUGGACGUUCCAGUGUGA
Molecule: messenger RNA, 678 nt
Organism: Corticium candelabrum
Lineage: Eukaryota; Metazoa; Porifera; Homoscleromorpha; Homosclerophorida; Plakinidae
Product: collagen alpha-1(X) chain-like
Exons: 12
Coding region: 1-678 (225 amino acids)
Biological process (GO): extracellular matrix organization
Molecular function (GO): extracellular matrix structural constituent conferring tensile strength
Source: RefSeq, a predicted model, not a curated record